Molecule: messenger RNA, 1704 nt
Organism: Orycteropus afer afer
Lineage: Eukaryota; Metazoa; Chordata; Mammalia; Tubulidentata; Orycteropodidae
Gene: COASY
Product: Coenzyme A synthase
Biological process (GO): coenzyme A biosynthetic process
Molecular function (GO): ATP binding; dephospho-CoA kinase activity; pantetheine-phosphate adenylyltransferase activity
Source: RefSeq, a predicted model, not a curated record
GGCCCGGGCAACAUGGCUGUGUUCCGGUCAGGCCUCCUGGUGCUGACGACGCCUCUGGCCUCCCUGACAACUCGCUUGGCGCCCAUCCUAACCUCGGCGGCCCAGCUGGUGAAGCACACGCUCUAUGUCCAUCUGCAGCCAGGCCUGAGCCUGGAAGGUCCUGCUCAGCCCGAGUCCAGCCCCGUGCAGGCCACAUUUGAAGUUCUCGAUCUCAUCACGCACCUCUACACAGGCGCUGAUGUCCACAGGCACCUCGACGUCCGAGUUCUGCUGACGAAUAUCCGAGCCAAAAGCGCCUUUCUCCCUCCCCAGUUCAGCUCAGUCCAGAAUCUGGCCCACCCGCCGGAAGUAGUGAUGACUGACUUCCAGACCGUGGAUGGCGGCCAGUACAACCCGGUCAAGCAACAGCUAGAGCGCUAUGCCACCAGCUGUUAUAGCUGUUGCCCACAACUGAGUUCGGUGUUGCUAUACCCCGAGUAUGGGCCUCGGGAGCAGUCCGUGGAGCCCCAGAGUGACCCCUCAUCUUCCACCAUCAAGCUGGCUUCCCCCACGGCCAGGUCUCCAAAGCAGCCAGUGCGUGGCUACCACCGUGGGGCUGUGGGUGGCACGUUUGACCGCCUACACAAUGCCCACAAGGUGUUGCUCAGCGUCUCAUGCAUCCUGGCCCAGGAGCGGCUUGUGGUGGGAGUAGCAGACAAAGAACUGUUAAAGAGCAAGUUGCUCCCUGAACUGCUCCAACCCUAUGCAGUGCGUGUGGAACAUCUGAGUGAGUUCCUGGUGGACAUCAAGCCCUCCUUGACUUUUGAUCUCAUUCCCCUGCUGGACCCCUAUGGGCCUGCUGGCUCUGACCCCUCCCUGGAGUUCCUGGUGGUCAGCGAGGAGACCUAUCGUGGGGGGAUGGCCGUCAACCGCUUCCGUCUUGAGAACGACCUAGAGGAGCUUGACUUGUACCAGAUCCAGCUCCUGAAGGACCCAAGCCACAUGGAAAAUGAAGAGGAUAAAGUCAGUUCCUCCAGCUUACGCCACCGAAUGCUGGGAAACCUGCUGCGGGCACCACAUAAGAGGCCACAGCUUCCCCCAAAUCUCUAUGUGAUUGGGUUGACGGGCAUUAGCGGCUCUGGGAAGAGCUCAGUAGCUCAUCGUCUGAAGGGCCUGGGGGCAUAUAUCAUCGACAGUGACCACCUUGGCCAUCGGGCUUAUGCCCCGGGUGGCCCAGCCUACCAGCCCGUGGUGGAAGCCUUUGGACCAGAUAUUCUCCAUAAAGAUGGCAUCAUCAACAGGAAGAUCCUAGGCAGCCGAGUGUUUGGGAACAAGAAGCAACUGAAGAUACUCACAGACAUCAUGUGGCCAAUUAUUGCAAAGCUGGCCCGAGAGGAGAUGGACCUGGCUGUGAGUAGGGGAAAGCAUGUGUGCGUGAUCGAUGCCGCCAUGCUUCUUGAAGCCGGCUGGCAGGACAUGGUGCAUGAGGUGUGGACCGUUGUCAUUCCUGAGACUGAGGCUAUACGGCGUAUCGUGGAGCGUGAUGGCCUAAGUGAAGCUGCGGCACAAAGCCGGCUGCAGAACCAGAUGAGUGGGCAGCAGCUUGUGGACCAGAGCCAUGUGGUGCUGAGCACACUAUGGGAGCCAGAGGUCACCCAGCACCAGGUGGAGAAAGCCUGGAACCUCCUGCAGAAGCGUAUUCCCCAGAUGCAGUCAGGCCCCUGA